Molecule: messenger RNA, 525 nt
Organism: Emericellopsis atlantica
Lineage: Eukaryota; Fungi; Ascomycota; Sordariomycetes; Hypocreales; Bionectriaceae
Product: putative non-classical export protein Nce102
Exons: 1
Coding region: 1-525 (174 amino acids)
Biological process (GO): eisosome assembly; protein localization to plasma membrane
Cellular component (GO): plasma membrane; eisosome
Source: RefSeq, a predicted model, not a curated record
AUGAACAGCGGCUGGCUUCAUGGCGGACUCAGGGUCCUGGCUCUGCUAUGGACCCUCCUCAUCACUGCUCUCAUCGGCAACGUCAUGGCCAGCAACGUCAACGCGGCCUCCUCUGCCACCAAGGCGAUCAACUUCACCAUGUUCGUCGCGGCCUGGUCCUGGGUUGCCUGCCUCGUCGGUCUCGCCGCCAUCAUCGUCGCCGCCUUGGCCAUUCCCUGGCUUCUCUUCCCUCUCGACAUCCUCGCAGUGCUCCUCACCUUCAUCAGCGCCAUCGUCCUCAGUGCCAAGCUGACAGCUGUGGACUGCGGCAACUAUGGCAACCAGCCAAGAUCGUGGAUUGCGUUUGGCAGCAACGACACUGAGAAGAGGUGCCGUGAGAUUCAGGCCAGCACGGUCUUCAUGUGGUUCCUCUGGGCCACCUUGAUUGGCUGUCUCUUCUUUACGUUCAAGCAGGCCAGCGGCCUCCUCGGCGGGCGCUCGUUCGGCCGCUCCAAGCCGGGCAUGAGCCAGGUCCGCGGCGUCUGA